Anastrepha obliqua is the source of this 3803-nucleotide messenger RNA. Its product is annotated as major facilitator superfamily domain-containing protein 1-like. Bases 1009 to 2445 code for a protein of 478 amino acids. The transcript has 8 exons. Gene Ontology annotation, cellular component: lysosome. The record is from RefSeq and is a predicted model, not a curated record. Gene Ontology annotation, biological process: transmembrane transport. Lineage: Eukaryota; Metazoa; Arthropoda; Insecta; Diptera; Tephritidae. Gene Ontology annotation, molecular function: transmembrane transporter activity.
AAUAAAGCAGAAGAAAGGCAACAAAAAACUGGUUAUAGUAGACAAUUUUUAGUGCAUCAUCAAUAAUAUAUAUUUAAAUAUCUUCUUCUGGUAUUUUAGUGUUAUAAUUUAAUAAACAUUUUCCACAUUAUUUACAAAAAACUUUCUAAUAACGAGUUUGAAUCGAGGACUCGUCUCACUGCUGCAGUGGAAACAUCCCAACAAAGUUGUGUUGCCUUUGUUUUGUACGAGCCUGUGUGUGUUUGGUUGUGUGUGCGCGCUGUGAAUUGAUUAUCGAGCGCAGCCUGAACUGUAUUAUCGAAAGGAAAUAUUGCGGGUCUAAGUCCGAUAAGCAGAAGACUGUGCCGUCUAGUAGUGGAAACGCACACAAACUCACUUACAUGCGCUCACAAGCAAAUUAAGACUUUAUACGAACAGUCUCAAGUCUGAACAGAGCGGUCAAACGUUUCGUGAAGUAUCCAACUUCUCCAUACUUAAGCGUUUUUGAAUUUAUUGGAAUUUAUUUUUGAUAAAUAUUUUCUGUGGCUUGCGUAUAAAAGUGGAUGAAGUUACGAAAUUGCAAAACAAUAACGCCCCUCAUCGCGCUCUAAAUAAAUAAAUAUAUAAUAAUAUAAAAUACAAUCAAUAGUAAAAUAAAAAUAAUCACUAUACAACAGACAAACAACGCCAACAAUAAACGAAUCAACAAAAGCUAUAGAGCUGACAAAACAAAACAAAUCAAAAUCACCCUCUAGGAAGUAGUAGAGUCCGGACAAACCGAAUAAGCGAUAGCUGAUUCCCAGCAUCGAGCAUCGACGGCGCGCCACUGCACAGUCGCGAUAAGCGCUUACAGCAGCGCGCAACACAAUUAAAUAUUGAAAUUGAUGAAGCAGUUGAAGUUAAGUUAGCGUGACGUUUGCAACAUUCACAAAAACUUGCGAUAGAAAAACAUCAAAUUAAAACUGCGAAAAAACGUAACGAAAAUAAAUUGCAAAGUGUGCCGUGGUUUGCUAAUUAAUUUGCGCAAAGAUGCCUGAUGAUGUAAUGCCAAUAGUGGAAAAUGAGGAAGCGCGCUCAACAUCGCCUGCCUCAAUGGCACGGCGCAGCCCGCAAGACAACGAACUGGAUUUGCAGCCCAGCGGCUGUGGUUCAUCGAUGUGCUGCAAUCCAGCCAGCGGUGUGCAUCGUUUUAUCGCCUUGAUUUUUAUGUGCCUGCUUGGAUUCGGUUCCUAUUUUUGCUACGACAAUCCUGGUGCCCUACAAGAGGUCUUCAAGGCUGAUCUAAACAUUACCACCACGGAAUUCACACUCAUCUACUCCAUCUACUCGUGGCCAAAUGUAGUGCUUUGCUUUAUUGGCGGCUUCCUCAUUGAUCGCGUUUUCGGCAUACGUCUCGGCACAAUCAUUUAUCUGUUCAUUUUGCUUAUUGGCCAGUUGAUAUUCGCUUCUGGUGGACUUUUGGGCACUUUUUGGGUCAUGAUUUUGGGCCGUUUCAUAUUCGGCAUUGGCGCUGAAUCGCUGGCUGUUGCACAAAACAAUUAUGCUGUGCUGUGGUUCAAGGGCAAGGAGUUGAAUAUGGUGUUUGGCUUGCAAUUGUCGGUGGCACGUUUUGGCAGCACUGUGAACUUUUGGGUGAUGCAGCCCAUCUAUGAUUAUGUAACGAAAUUCUAUGAAGGCCAUAGAGCAAUCGGUGUGGUAUUACUGCUGGCGGCGGGCACGUGUGUGUUGUCACUUAUAUGUGCACUGAUCUUAGGCUGGAUGGAUAAACGUGCGGAGCGCAUUUUGCAACGCAACACCAAUCCUUCUGGCGAGAUUGCCAAACUGAGUGAUGUCACGACUUUUAAGGUUACCUUUUGGAUGGUUUCAAUUAUUUGCGUAGCCUACUAUGUGGCCAUCUUUCCUUUCAUCGCUUUGGGAAAAACUUUCUUCAUGCAUCGUUUCGACUUAAAGCCGGAUCAAGCCAACAACGUCAAUUCCAUUGUAUAUUUAAUUUCGGCUAUUGCAUCGCCACUCUUCGGUUUUGUUAUCGAUAAGACUGGACGCAAUGUAACCUGGGUAUUUUGUGCUACAUUCACCACAAUUGGCGCACAUGCGCUGCUUGCAUUUACGCUGCUAAACCCAUACAUUGGCAUGGUCAUUAUGGGCCUGUCGUAUUCCAUGUUGGCCGCCAGUCUAUGGCCCUUAGUAGCUUUGAUCAUUCCUGAGUACCAGCUGGGCACAGCCUAUGGAUUCUGCCAAUCUGUGCAAAAUCUUGGACUGGCCAUAAUUACCAUUGUUGCUGGCAUAAUUGUGGAUCGCAGUAAUGGCAAUUACAUUUGGGUUGAGCUCUUCUUUAUGGGCUGGCUAACGAUUGCUUUGAUUUCAACGUGCGUCAUUUGGGGCUACGACAAGAAGACGAAAGGUAACCUGAACAUGACGCCAGCACAGCGCACUCAAUAUGCUAGCGCAAUGUAUGUGAAAUUCUAAUGAAAUGAAAAUGCAAACGCAAACAAGCGUGCUGCGAAUCAGGAUAACGACGUUUACUCGAGCGAUCAGGAACCAUUACUGGAUGAAUAAAAAACACGAUCACAAACAGGAAACGAAGGUGUGUGUAGGAGUAGAGAGCAACGGGAAAGGUGGAGGCUGUAAAUUGCAGAGGGCCAGGCGGAAAGCACUAAUCAUAACUGUAGUUAGCAAAAUAUUGUAAAACGUAUGGAAAUUAGGCAAAAUUGGACUUUAAAAUGGUACCACCAACUAACCAACCGGUGCAUAUCGUUAUUAAUCAACUCACUAUUAAACGAAAAGCUUUCCGCCUAUGCAUUGUUUGACGCUUGCCAAGUCCUAUAUGCAACAAUGCAAUUGCGUGUGUGUGUGUAGCGCUUAUGGUGAUGCGUUUUUGUUUUUUUUUGUAUUUAAAUUUGUUUUACGAUUUGUGACAAAAUUUAUUUUUUAUAAGACAAUUUUUGCUUAACUAUAUAUACUAUAUACAUUUUACCAUAUAACCAAAUUAUUUGCUAAGUAAAAAAAAUCAAACAUUUUCUCUUUUACAUGCGAGAUAUUUUCUUCUUAUUGGAAUAUCUUGUAACUCAAAUUUAUUAGCUGCAAUUAAAUCAAAAUGUUUAGUUUAUAAGUAAACGCCGUAGUAAUUUUCCAAAUAUUUUUAAGUAAUUUUUCUAUAGAUUUUAGAACUUUCAUAGCAGCGAAAUAAUUUUUCAGGCAGCGAAAUUAUGUAAUGACUUGUAAUCCAAGAGUUAUGCAAUUUUAAUAACAAAACCAUUUGCGAUAGAUUCCUAAAAAAAUGAAGACAUUGUAACUGUUUGUUUGUCAUAAUUGUUUAAUAUUAGUGAAAUACAAAAUUUUUUAAACGAUUUUAGAGCAAAAAUGUAUUGAUGUAACAACUUAAUGUUAACUGAUAUUUGUAUAUUAACAAUUGAGUCGCUUUAAAACGUGUAUUUGUUGUUGAUAUUGAAAUGUACAAGUAAAAACAAAUAACAAAAAACAAAUAACAAAAAAAUCUCAUCAUACAGUUUUAAGCAAAAUAAUCACAAGCAAAUGAUAAAAAAUCUAAGUUUCAAAUUUCAAUAUAUACCAUAAAAAUAUUUACAUAUAUAUUUAAAUGUUAUUAAAAAAAUUUGAAUUUGGCUAUGUGCAGUAAAGUGGGCGUGGAUGAGCGUGAGAAGGGUAUUAUUAUGUGAUUUAGCAAAAAACGAAAACAUAUUAAAAACGACUAAGUAAAAUGAAAUAUGUAUUAAUAAACCUAACGUAUUUACAAGCGCAUAUGUAUAAAAAAGCAAAAACAAAAACAAAAAAGUAAGUAAUAAAUAAAUAAACAGAAAAGCUGCGCA